Molecule: messenger RNA, 1684 nt
Organism: Argentina anserina (silverweed cinquefoil)
Lineage: Eukaryota; Viridiplantae; Streptophyta; Magnoliopsida; Rosales; Rosaceae
Product: shaggy-related protein kinase epsilon
Exons: 13
Coding region: 209-1447 (412 amino acids)
Biological process (GO): protein phosphorylation; signal transduction
Cellular component (GO): cytoplasm
Molecular function (GO): protein serine/threonine kinase activity; ATP binding
Source: RefSeq, a predicted model, not a curated record
CUUGAAAUUACAAAAACCCCCCCCUCUCUCUCCUUCUCUCUCUUUUCCCUCUUUCAUUUCUUCACAUUUAUAAUUUAAUCGCGUCAAGAAAACUCAGCUAGGGUUUCUCUCCAUAGCUUUUUGCUCCGAUCGCCGAGGCUCGUCAAAUAUUGUGAAGCUCAGAUUUAAGAGGCUGCGAGACGACGACGUUUUGAAGGGCUUAGGAUCAAUGGCUUCAGCUGGUGCGGCGCUACCGCCGGCGUCGGGUGUUGAGAAUCGGGACGGUAACAACGCUAGGUUUGCUGAUAAGCUGCCCGAGGAAAUUAACGAGAUGAAGAUUAAAGAUGAGAAGGAAAUAGAAGCAGCUGUGGUGAAUGGGAAUGGGACUGAAACUGGCCACAUUAUUGUGACUACAAUCGGUGGCCGGAAUGGUCAGCCUAAGCAGACUGUCAGUUACAUGGCAGAGCGUGUUGUUGGGCAGGGUUCAUUUGGUAUUGUCUUUCAGGCUAAGUGCCUUGAAACUGGAGAAACUGUUGCUAUCAAGAAGGUUUUGCAAGACAAGAGAUACAAGAAUCGUGAGUUGCAAACAAUGCGCCUUCUUGAUCAUCCUAAUGUUGUUGCACUCAAACAUUGCUUCUUUUCAACCACGGAUAAGGAUGAGCUCUAUCUAAAUCUGGUGCUUGAAUAUGUACCUGAGACUGUUUAUCGUGUGGUAAAACACUACAGCAAGGCAAAUCAACGGAUGCCUAUGAUAUAUGUCAAACUCUAUACAUAUCAGAUUUGUAGAGCUUUGGCAUAUAUUCACGGAGGCAUAGGAGUAUGCCACAGGGACAUUAAGCCACAGAAUCUCUUGGUUAAUCCCCAUACUCAUCAAGUCAAGCUGUGUGACUUUGGAAGUGCAAAAGUCCUGGUGAAAGGCGAACCAAAUAUAUCAUAUAUUUGUUCACGCUAUUAUCGAGCACCUGAAUUGAUAUUUGGGGCAACUGAAUACACUACUGCCAUUGACAUCUGGUCUGUCGGUUGCGUGCUUGCUGAACUGCUUCUUGGACAGCCUCUCUUCCCUGGUGAGAGUGGAGUUGAUCAGCUUGUUGAGAUUAUUAAGGUACUUGGCACCCCAACUCGUGAAGAAAUCAAAUGCAUGAACCCAAAUUAUACAGAAUUCAAGUUUCCUCAAAUCAAGGCUCAUCCGUGGCACAAAAUAUUCCACAAGCGCACACCCCCAGAAGCAGUAGAUCUUGUGUCAAGACUCCUUCAAUAUUCUCCCAGCCUAAGGUGUACUGCUCUUGAGGCUUGUGUCCACCCAUUCUUUGAUCAACUCCGUGAUCCUACUACUCGUCUCCCUAAUGGACGACCUUUGCCUCCUCUCCUCAACUUCAAGCCCCAAGAGCUGAAAGGAGCUACUUCUGAGCUUCUAACCAGACUGAUACCUGAGCAUGCCAGAAAGCAAUGUGCGUUUCUAGGUACCUAGACAAACCGCAGCUACACAGAUUCAUGUGAGGCGACUGUACCACUGUAAUGUUUCUUCUCGUAUUAGUGAACAAGUUAGGGACAUCUAGUUUAUAUCUGUUGAUAUAGCUCCCUGUACUUAUCGCUUAAGCUUUUUCCUGUGAUACAUUACUACUGAAACUCAUGACUACGCUGACAGGUGAUUGAAUCAUGUAUGUACCAAGUAUUAUUGACUUAUUAGAACCUCUUCACCCUCUCC